GCGACGUCGACUGCCACCGCUGGCGCCGGCGGCAACCUGGACCUCACCGUCCUCCAGUUCGCCUUGACUCUCGAGCACCUCGAGGACGUCUUCUACCAGGGCGCGCUCCAAAACUUCACCCUCCAGGACUUCAACAACGCCGGCUACUCUCAGGACUACUACCACAACCUGAAGUACAUUGCGUACGACGAGCAGACCCACGUCCAGGUCCUCGAGACGCUCAUCAAAGCCGCCGGCGGCACCCCCAACGCCCCGUGCACUUACGACUUCCCCUACACCAACGUGAAGAGCUUCAUCACGCUCUCCGGCAUCCUGGAGAACGUUGGCACCAGCGCCUACCUCGGCGCCGCCCCCUUGAUCACCGGUGCUGACUACCUCACCGACGCCGGCGCCAUCCUUGCCGUCGAGGCCCUCCACACCUCUUACCAGAGAGCCGCCAUUGGCGAAGUCCCCAACGCCAACCCCUUCCAGACCCCCCUGGACCCCACCUCGGCCUACACCCUUGCUUCCAUGUUCAUCGUCAGCUGCCCCAAGGGUAACACCAAGCUCCCCGGCGGAUGGCCCAACCCGGGCAACAACAACGCCGCCGCCCCCGUCCAGCAAGGCGCUACCAUCACCCUGACCUCCGCCGCCAAGAUCCCCGCCGGCUCCUACGUCACCUUCAUCAGCGGCCUCACCGUCACCUCCGUCAAGGGCAACGUCAACGGCAAGUCCAUCUCCGUCAAGAUCCCCACCGGUCUCUCCGGCCAGAGCUACGCCUUCGUGACCAACCAGGAUGUCGAGGGCACCUUCAACGACAAGGCCGUCAUCGCCGGCCCGGCCGUCGUUGAGGUC
This is a messenger RNA of Neohortaea acidophila, 834 nucleotides long. RefSeq names its product ferritin-like domain-containing protein. Lineage: Eukaryota; Fungi; Ascomycota; Dothideomycetes; Mycosphaerellales; Teratosphaeriaceae. The annotation marks the transcript as partial. The record is from RefSeq and is a predicted model, not a curated record. The transcript has 2 exons.